AAAUCUGGGGGAAUUAAUAAUCUUGAGCACGCACGCAGUAUGAGCUUGAGUAGUAGUUGUGAUUCCGAUAACCCGAUGUUGGUAUCAUCGGGGUUUGAAUUUGAAGGGUCCUUGUCCUUUAAAACCCCAAGGGGAGAGAUGGAAAAUGAGGCUGAAUCCCUAAUUAGCUCCAAUAAUAAUAUUCCCUCACCAUUAAUACCACCUCAUCAUCAUCAUCAUCAGCACCACGCCGCAGCAGUGAGGUUGCAGAAGGUGUACAAGAGCUUCAGGACCAGGAGGCAGCUGGCGGAUUGUGCUGUUCUUGCUGAGCAAAGAUGGUGGAAAGUAUUGGAUUUCGCGGAGCUAAAGAGGAGCUCUAUAUCUUUCUUCGAUGUUCAACAGCCAGAGACUGCUGUUUCCAGAUGGUCCAGAGCUAGAACCAAAGCUGCCAAGGUCGGGAAAGGCUUGUUUAAGGCUGAAAGGGCUCGGAAGCUUGCGUUGCAACAUUGGCUCGAGGCAAUUGAUCCCCGACAUCGCUACGGGCAUAACCUUCAAUUCUAUUACGUUAAAUGGCUUCAUUGUGACAGCACACAACCUUUCUUUUACUGGCUUGAUAUAGGAGAAGGAAAAGAAGUUAGCCUUGAGAGAUGCCCUAGAUCAAAACUUCAUCAACAAUGUAUCAAGUACCUUGGCCCUGCUGAAAGGUUGGGUUAUGAAGUGGUAAUCAGGGAGUGUAAGUUGGUCCACAAGGAAACUGGUCAACUCCUCGACACCACCGGAGGCCCAAAAGACGCCAAGUGGAUUUUCGUCCUCAGCACGUCCAAGACCUUGUACGUUGCCCAGAAGAACAAAGGCACAUUUCAGCACUCGAGUUUCCUAGCAGGUGGAGCCACGCUCUCUGCUGGAAGAUUGGUCGUCGAACAAGGCAUGCUCAAGGCUGUUUGGCCUCACAGUGGACAUUACCUUCCCACCGAGGAGAACUUUCAGGAGUUCAUAUCCUUCCUUGAAGACCACGGUGUCGAUCUCAUUGACGUUGAAAGAAGCCCAUCCGAGGAGGAAGAAGAGACGAGCACCAGCAAAGACGGCGACGACAUGAGAGACGAGGAAGAGAAAGUCAACCCAAAGCUAGCCCGCAACAGCCGCUGGAAGAUGAGCAAGCUAGCAAUACCAAAUCGGCCAAACCUGUAUGACGUCAUCAACCACAACGCAGAUAAUUCCCAAGUAGAAGAAGUAGAAGAAGGUUACGAGACGGCAGAGGAUUCGUUGCUGAGGGAGGAAGAUUUCAUAUUCCCGAAAAUAACCUCGCUGGACGAAGAGGAGGCGCCGGAGCAAUUGGAGGCGGUCCCGAAAGAGAAGAUCAUGGUGAGGAUAAAUUCGCACAAGGGGUUGGCAUCGUACCAAUUGGCGAACCAGCUGUCGUGUAAAUGGACCACCGGUGUGGGCCCAAGAAUCGGGUGCAUGAGAGAUUACCCGCCGCAGAUCCAGUUUAGGGUUUUGGAGCACAUGGCUUCCCUGUCGCCCACCACGGGGAGGAGGAGGAGGAGGACGAGGGGUGGUGGUUACCCGCUCAGGCCGUUGUCGCGGCCUGGAGUGCAGACGCCAACGCCAGCGUCGUCGUCGUCGUCGUCGCACGUGCCGACGCUGCAUCGGAGGGCAGAGACGUCAGUGUUGGAAACUUCGACGGGAGCAAUGGAAGAUGCAUUGCCGGCGGUACCAUCUUCUGAAUCAAGAGAAGGAGGCCAAGGAGAAACUGCCCAAGUAGAAGAUGACGAUAGGGAUUGA
This is a messenger RNA of Linum tenue, 1761 nucleotides long. The record is from the annotation of a GenBank genome assembly. NCBI's taxonomy places the organism in Eukaryota, Viridiplantae, Streptophyta, Magnoliopsida, Malpighiales, Linaceae.